UUUUCUUUUUCUAUGCUAUGCAAGUUUUCAACUUCUUCACACCCAAACUUUAUUAUUCUCUUCAAUAAUAACAAUGACAUACACCAACCAAAAUUCCAUAAGAAUUUUCUAGCUAUCUCUUGCUGAAUCAAACCAUAGUAGUAGUGCAAGCUUAAUUUCUUCAUCACUUCUUCCAUCAUCUCUUAUGGUCCUUGUUGGUGUCAGAUCAGACAGUGUGGUAGGUGUUCAAGUAUCCAAUAUUGCAGAUAUAUACCUAAGAGGGACAACCAUCAAAUCCAACAGUGGAGAGACUUAACAUCUUGGAAUUAAUUUCAUUACUAUUGUUGUCUGAUAUAUAUAUAUAUAUACAUGGAGGAACAGAUGAAAAUUAUUGAGAAUCAAAAGGUACUGAAAGUACAGCUAAACUCUGCAAGAACCAGCAGCAGCAACAAACAAUGAAAGAGAUUGACAUUUACAUAAGAUGAAUAACAGUAAUAGUCCAAAAGACCCAUCAGAUUUUCCACUAAAACAAGAGAGUAGUGAUCAUCAUCAACAUGAAAAGGCAUCAUCAUCAUCAGCAGCAGCAGCAGCAAAGGCUUCUUCAUCAUCAUCAUCAUCACAAUGGCUAAGGUUGAAGGAUCCAAGAAUUGUUAGGGUAUCAAGAGCAUUUGGAGGAAAAGACAGGCACAGCAAGGUUUGCACAAUAAGAGGGUUGAGAGACAGGCGUGUGAGGCUUUCAGUUCCAACAGCAAUUCAGCUCUAUGAUCUUCAAGAUAGGUUAGGGCUUAAUCAACCUAGUAAGGUUGUUGAUUGGUUGUUAAAUGCUGCUAAGCAUGAAAUUGAUGAGCUUCCACCUUUGCCACAUAUUAAUAAUCCCUUCACUAACCUUAGUGGUUUUCCAUCAUCAUCUUCUAAUUCUAUGAUCAAUACUAAUGAAGCUAGCACCUCAAUGUUCAAUAUCAAUAGGAGCAUUCAUCAGUGGCAAGGUUUAGCACAGAAUUAUUCUAAGUGGAAUAAUAACAAGUCAAAGUCAUCAUCAUCUACUAAACAAGCUUCAUCAGAAGAUAAUAAUCAAAUGGUUACUGAAGAGGAUAACAAUAACAAGGAAGAGGAGGAAGGUGAAGAAGAAGGUGCAAAUGUUGUUUCUACUACAAAUCAUCAUCAUCAUCCUUCAUUCCUAGGUUUGCUGAAUACUAUGCCAAUUGGUAACUACCAAUUUGAGCAACAUAACUCAUCAAAUGAUGUUAAUGUUGCUCAAUUGGGAAACCAUAAUCAUGGAUUUAUUACAAACCAAACAGAUUUGCAAAGCAUUAAUGUUGUCCCUUUUCCAUCAACAUUGUCCUUAUCAACCGGUGGGAACAAUAUAACACACUCAUACUUCCCUUCACAUUCAUCAGAAGCAAUGGAUCCAAGACAAGAACAACAAAUCAAUCAUCAUCAUCAUCAGUAUCAUCAGAUGUUGUCCUCUCAUCAUCUUCAUCAAAAUCUCUUGACAAAUAAUCUUCCAUCUUUCAGCUUGGCUAUGAUGAGCACUCCAAUCCUUCUCCACCAUUCUCACAACACAAGAGAAACUAGUCAUCAAUCUCAUCACAAAGAUCACCAUUUUCCUUCUUCCAAGUGAUGAUGAUUCUACAAGAAGUCAUGCAUGGUACAAAACUUAAUCCAAAAUUUAUUUCUUCUUCUUCCCUUUUAAAAUAUAUGCAUGGAUGAAGCUAAGGAGGAGUGUGAGGAAAAGCUCCAUUAGUGACAAGGUUUGGUUGAAUAAUAACCAUGUCGUUUGUGAAUGCAUGUUUUUGGAUUUUCUACUUUAAUUUCUUGAAUUAAGUAGGGCUUUAUUUAUUUGAAUUUUUGCUCGUUUAGUUUGAAUCUUUUUUUUAUUACAUGUUGUUGAAUGGUCUAAUAAACUAAGAUUUUGGCUUUCUAAGAGUAGUUCUCUUGCAUAAUAACAAAGAGAACAAGUGCACACCUUGUUCAUUUAAUUUGUAAGACAUGGCACCAUUAU
Molecule: messenger RNA, 1981 nt
Organism: Arachis stenosperma
Lineage: Eukaryota; Viridiplantae; Streptophyta; Magnoliopsida; Fabales; Fabaceae
Product: transcription factor TCP13-like
Exons: 2
Coding region: 461-1600 (379 amino acids)
Cellular component (GO): nucleus
Molecular function (GO): sequence-specific DNA binding; DNA-binding transcription factor activity
Source: RefSeq, a predicted model, not a curated record